Messenger RNA from Spodoptera frugiperda (fall armyworm), 5374 nucleotides. RefSeq names its product transmembrane protein 161B (gene emei). The transcript is spliced from 9 exons. The coding region runs from base 163 to 1614 and encodes 483 amino acids. The record is from RefSeq and is a predicted model, not a curated record. NCBI's taxonomy places the organism in Eukaryota, Metazoa, Arthropoda, Insecta, Lepidoptera, Noctuidae.
UCAACGGAUGACAUUUUUAUCCACUAUGCUACACUUUUUAAAUUAUCCGUCUAGGAAUGUGUGGGAGGAAAGAAUUGAGGUUAUGGAUUUAGCUUGAAACGAAAAUAAUUUAGCGAAUUUAGACUAUGAAUAGACAUAAAUGUGAAUGAAAAUCCAGACGAAAUGGCACUGCUCGGCGCUCAAUUAGUUAUCACACUGAUUAUGGUAUCAGUGAUACAAAAGUUGGGAAGUUACUCGUUCGCAAGAUGGUUACUAUGUUCACAAAGGCUGUACAGAUAUUUGUAUCCUACAAAUAGUGAAUUGAAGAGUUUGGCAGGAGUUCCGAAAGAAUCUUCGAAGGGUAAGAAAGGAGGUAAACAUGAGUCGAAUGGGAAGCCGGAGACGUUCCAUGUUCCUCGAAGUCUGGAUAUACAGCUGGAGACGGCGCCCGUGACUCCUUUAGAUGUGGUACAUUUGAGGUUUUACACUGAGUAUGUGUGGAUAGUAGACUUCUCACUGUACACAGCCAUAGUGUAUCUUAUGUCAGAGGUGUACACAUCAGUAUUCCCUCUGAAGGAUGAGUUCAACUUGAGUAUGGUGUGGUGUCUCCUUGUGGUGCUGUUCUCAUUUAAAAUCUUACUGAGCUUGACAAAGCAGUAUUUCACAAGUGAUGAGUCCAUCGGUGAGCGUUCCACCUGCAUAGUAGCCUUCUGUGUGUUCCUACUGGUUGCUAUGAUGGUGCUCAUCGUCAGCGAGGCCAACCUUGAAGUGGGAGUAGACCCUGCUUAUGACAGCUUCUAUGAAAAUGCCUCAAAGUUCCUUGAAAACCAAGGCUUGUCCUCUGUGGGUCCAGCAUCAAAAUUAAUAUUGAAAUUCUUCUUUGCUGUGUGGGCAGCUAUUAUUGGGACUUUAUUCACCUUCCCUGGACUGAGAGUCGCCAGGAUGCACUGGGACUCACUUAGAUACUAUGGAGACAAUAAAAUGAAAUCAUUACUGCUCAACUUUAAUUUCGCAAUGCCAUUUGUGCUUGUACUGCUGUGGGUGCGUCCCAUCACCAGGCACUACCUUACUGUCCGAGUGUUCAGCGGGAUGGAGAAACCACUAAUGACAUCAGACGCGUUCGACACGAUGCGUAUAAUUCUAGUGGCGAGCACAAUAGUCAUCCGGCUAGCGUUGAUGCCGCGUCAGCUGCAGGCUUACUUGGACAUGGCACAACGGCGACUGGAUGUGCAGAAGAAAGAAGCUGGCAGGAUCACUAACAUUGACUUGCAGAAGAAAAUCGCAUCAGUAUUCUACUACCUAUGUGUAGUAGCCCUCCAAUACAUUUGUCCCAUCAUAAUGUGUCUGUACAUGGCUCUGAUGUACAAGACCCUUGGUGGGUACACAUGGAGCGGACUCUUCUAUGAGAGCCAAGAAGUCUGUACCAUGGAUGAUAAGACGUCAACAGUAACUGACAGCAUAGUGGAGGGAGAUGGUAUCGAACAGUUCCAGCUUGCUUGGGAGAAUUUGAAAAUGGUAUUCACAGUAGACGUGUAUCGAGGCGUGUUCGGCUUCGCGACGUGGUGGUGCUGCUUCGCGUGGUUCCUCACGACAUCACUCGGCCUCGCCUACCAAACCUAUUUCAGAAUCUCGUGAUAUACAGACUCCAUAGCCCUUAGAGUUCUAGUCACAAGUUGAAUUAUUUUGAGCGAGAAAAUAAUAAAGAUUGGUUGUAAUUUGUAAGAUUGAAUGAUAUUUCCUAUUAAAGAUGUUUAAGUGAACCUUUAAUCUGUAUUGUGAAAAGAUUGCUUAGAUAAAGAUUAUGAUACAAAAUGACUUGAUGUAAAUAUCAUGGUGACAGAGUAAAAAAUACAUCAGUUAUUUAUUUAUAUACAGACUAAUGUGUUAUGUAAUGUUCAAAGAGUAUAACUACUAUAAAAUUGUUAUAUGUUACAAUUGUUUUAUCAAAAUAUGCAGGGCUUUUCAUCAAAAACUCUAGAAAUUGAAUUGUUUUUAGAAAAAUUUAAGUAUGAUAUUGUUUGUAUAACUGAACAUUGGCUGAAAAGUUAUCAAGCAGAAUCUAUUAAUUUUAAAAACUAUUGUGUUGGCAACUUUUUUUGCCGUCAAUCAAUGAUACAUGGUGGUAGCUUGAUCUUAGUGAAAGAGUCAGUGAAAUAUAAAGAAAGACAAGAUAUUACAUUACUAUCAGUAGAGCACACAAUAGAGUUGUCCUGUGUUGAGCUGGAUAGGCAUAUUGUAGUGUGUGUUUAUAGGCCUCCUAUUUUGCAGAAUCUUAGUAUUUUCAAUUCAGUAAUGGAAGAUGUACUACAGAAAACAUGUUCCAGUAGUAAACAUGUUAUAGUAUGUGGCGAUUUUAAUGUUGAUCUCCUGGAAAAGAACAAUAAUUGUACUAAUUUGUUGAGUCUCUUUAAGUCAUUUGAUUUGUCUAAUAUUUUCCUAGAGCCCACCCGAGUAACAUCCACCUCGGCGACAUGUAUAGAUAAUAUUUUUUGCAACUGUGAUUAUUUACAUAAGGACAUUGUAAAUAGAUUACCAUCUGAUCACAGUGGGCUGACAGUCAACUUUAACACUGUCACGACUGUACAAAAUAGGGAAAUUAUGUUCAGACAAUUCACAAAUAAAAAAAUUGAGUUAUUAAAUCACAACUUAAAAAAUGAAUUAGGCAACCAAAUACAUGCUAGUGAAUACCCGAGUGAGAUUUAUGACAACUUAUUAUCCAUUAUUAAAACACAGUAUGAUAAAUUGUUCCCUUUAAAACGUAAACACAUUCAAUGUAAGUUUGUUUUUUGUGACUGGGCUACACCAGGUAUUCGUAUAAGUAGGGAAAAGUUGUUUGAACUUUACGGCAUGAAACCAUUUAAUAGUAGUGAGGCUUUCCACAGUCAUGUCUCCAGGUACUCAAAAAUAUUUAAAUCGGUUUGUAAGCAUGCUAAAGCACUUCAUAUUAGCAGUAAAAUUAAGACCGCGGAAAACAAAAUAAAAACUACCUGGAAUAUAAUUAAUAACGAGACAGGUAGAAAUAAACCACGUAAUGUUGAAUUUAAUUUAAAUACUGAAAACGGACGCAUCAGUACAAAUUUAAAAGUUGCUCAGGAAUUCGAAAGUUUCUUUAAGAAUAUUCCGCUAAAAACUACGGAAGCAUUGAAAUCGUCUCCAUCUCUUUCUAUCGAGCUUCUUAAAAGUAAUGUUAAAGAAUGCACUUCUGAUUUCCGAUUUCAAUACACAAACCCACAAGCAGUCAUCAAAGCAUUCAAAGAUAUUAAAGUUAAGUCGACUGAAGAUCUCUGGGGAAUGUCGGUUAGGAUAUGUAGGUCUUUUAUAGAGACUAUAGCGCCUCAUCUAGCUUUAAUUUUUAACAAAAGUGUAGAUCAAGGAGUUUUUCCAAAUUUAAUGAAACAUAGUAAAGUAGUUCCAUUAUUUAAAUCCGGUGAUAGUGCAGAACCCAAUAACUAUAGGCCGGUCUCUAUUUUACCAGUACUCAGUAAAGUAUUUGAAAAACUGAUACUUACUCAGAUGCUGCGUCACUUUAACAUGAAUUCUAUCUUUCAUGAUCAACAAUACGGGUUUACCAAAGGACGCUCUACUACUGACGCGGGGGUAGCUCUGAUUAAACGGAUUUUCGCCUCGUGGGAAGAAGCUCAGGACGCUAUCGGAAUAUUUUGUGACCUUUCGAAGGCAUUUGACUGUGUUGAGCAUGGGACUUUGUUGCUGAAGCUAGAACACUACGGCAUUCGAGGGGUAUCGCUAAAUCUAUUAAAGUCAUACCUUCAGGAUAGGCAACUUAAAGUUCAAAUAAACAAAGUAAACUCACAUGGGGCUAGCGUAUCUAUGGGUGUACCUCAGGGAUCAAUACUAGGUCCAUUCCUAUUUUUGGCAUAUAUAAAUGACUUGCCCCAUUUAUUCAAAAAUGAACCUCAAAUGGUAUUAUUUGCUGAUGACACAUCACUAGUUUUUAAAAUAAACAGACGAACAAAUAAUUAUGACGACGUAAAUGAUGCUCUAAUGAAGGUUCAGAAUUGGUUUACAGUCAAUAACUUAGUCUUAAACGAUAAAAAGACAAAAUGUAUUAGAUUUGUUUUGCCAAAUGUUAAAAGUAAUAAAUGUGACAUAUUAUUGAAUCGUGAAAAAUUAGAAUUUGUAAAAGAGACUACUUUCCUGGGAAUCACCGUAGACGACAAAUUGCAAUGGGGUCCUCACAUUACAUCUCUAGCGGGACGAUUAAGCUCUGCAGCUUAUGCUGUCUGGAAAAUCCGACAGUUAACCGACAUAGACACGGCAAGACUAGUGUACUUCAGUUACUUCCAUAGCAUCAUGUCGUACGGCAUUUUACUGUGGGGACAGGCUGCUGACAUUGAGUCUAUUUUUAUUUUACAAAAGCGCGCCGUCAGAGCUAUCUACAAUCUUGGUCGUCGCGAAUCUCUCAGGGAAAAGUUUAAGGAGAUCAAUAUUAUGACCGUUCCAUGUCAAUUUAUCUAUGAAAACAUUAUGUAUGUUAGGAAAAAUCUAAACUUGUUUGACAAAGUGUCUGACAGACACAAUUAUGAAACUAGACAUAAGGAUAGAUUGAGCCAGCCAUUCUUUAGAUUGUCAAAAAUAAGUAAGUCGUUCAUGGGAUUCGGUGUUAAAUGUUAUAACAAAAUUCCAGAGGAAAUAAAACACCUAAAUGAAAGACAAUUUAAAUUAUGUAUUAAAAAAACGAUGUGUAGAUUAGCAUACUACAAAUUGAAUGAUUAUAUAGAGGAUAAAAAUGCUUGGAGGCAGGCUGGUCCAGCUCCACAGGGUAACGAAAAAAUAAAGUAAUUCCAAUAAUGUAAUAAUAAAACCAUGUUAUUUCAAUUUGUUCUGUUAAAUUAGAUACAAUCAUUGUAAAUGUGAGAGCCCUGUAAUUAGCUAAAACUGUAUUAGACUAGUAGAAUGCACUUGUGUCAGCUUGGAGUUGUCAUGCUCACUCAAAGGUCUCAUUGGCGGUGGCACGGGCAUUGGAUCGCUCGAUUCCCUGCAACAUGGUUGAGUUGGGCGGUGCUGGUGUACGUGUCAUGUUCGUGAACGGGCGCUGUCAACUGGGACUGGUCAGCUCCAGACUGCAUUAAGAUUAUUGUCCUCAGGGUUAUUUUCUUUUUCUAUCACUUUGACUAAAUAUUAGUUUUACAUUGUUCUCACAUAGUUGAAGCAAUCGAAACAAUGUAACCAUGAAUUGUAUUGUGAAACUGAUUGGAAAAGAGUAACCUAUGGAGUUUCUUGCUCGUUCUUCUCCAUAGGAAUCUACACUUUGGAACGAGCAAAUAGCUUCACUAGAGGACUGACCGACAGACUGACAUUAUUAAUAUUAUUAUAUUUGCUUUGACGUUCAAAAGUGCCUUCCUGGUCUAAUUGAAAUAAAUAAUUUUGACUUUGA